Linum trigynum is the source of this 3030-nucleotide messenger RNA. The record is from the annotation of a GenBank genome assembly. Lineage: Eukaryota; Viridiplantae; Streptophyta; Magnoliopsida; Malpighiales; Linaceae.
UUCCGACUGGUAGCUUCACAGCUUGAAUCGGAAUACCACACCGCCCAAUGGUUCCCAGUACCCUUUCUACAGCUCUAAGUACCCCUUUCUUAACAGCGCCGGAAAAGAUGCUGCGCCCUACCUGGAUCGGCUUUAUUCAUUGUCGCAUCCAUUCCCUCAUUCAUUCUAUUCCGCAGAAUAUAAGUCCCUGUUCAUGCUUAUUAUCCUCGCUGGGAAUUUCUUUCUAGAUCUAUAAAAAGUAUAUCAAUCAAAAGAGUAUCCCGAUCAGCAUCUAAAGCAUCAGGGCGGAUAUACAAGAAGUUUAACGAGGGAAUUUGACAUGAUCUACAGGAAGAAGUGCUGCUACUAUGAUGCCCAGUUUUGCUUCUCCCUUACUACAAUGUGAAAAGCUGCCCUCGUUUCUAUUAUCCGACAUCGAUCUCGGCUUCCUUGACAAGGCAAUGUGAGCCAACGUGCUGAGAUAGAUGACGGGCUUUGCCGUUCCAGGGCAGCAUUCACGAUGUGAGGAAAGAACAAAAAACCAUACAGAUGGCAUCGCGAAUCCCCUACCGAAGUGACUUCACCUCCAUCAGCGGUUACGUUAACAACCGAUUUGCGACAGCGGAUAUGCGACUAGGUUGAUCUAUUAAAUCUCAUGCUAUGGUCCAUUAAAUGCUUCUUUUUCGAUUCGGUAUGGAAGCUUUGUUCUCACCUCCAGUACCAGCGCUUCAGAGACUAGGGCCUUGUUACAGCCUCUUCCGACUAUGCCAUCAUAUUCUACUUCGGAUGUUAAGGAGCUAGCCUCAUUUAGGAGCACUGUUUUCAUCCAACUCAAAAUAUUGUAAGAGAAGAAAGGAACAUUUAUGCCCAAAGACUCCCAUGCUUUCUGUUGGUUAACAACCAACCACAGCUCUCUAUAGUUCUUAACUACUCCGACUCUCUUUCUGUCUGGAGGGAAUUCUUUUUUCGAAAUAAAUCAUGCCUCAACUAGAUAAAUUUACUUAUUUUACACAAUUCUUCUGGUUAUGCCUUUUCUUCUUUACUUUCUAUAUUUUCAUAUGCAAUGAUGGAGAUGGAGUACUUGGGAUCAGCAGAAUUCUAAAACUACGGAACCAACUAAUUUCACACCAGGAGAACAACAUCCGGAGCAAGGACCCCAAGAAUUUGGAAGAUAUUUUGAGAAAAGGGUUUAGCACCGGUGUAUCCUAUAUGUACUCUAGUUUAUUCGAAGUAUCCCAAUGGUGUAAGGCUGUCGACUUAUUGGGAAAAAGAAGGAAAAUUACUUUGAUUUCUUGUUUUGGAGAAAUAAGUGGCUCACGAGGAAUGGAAAGAAACAUAUUCUAUUUAAUAAGGAAGUCCCCAUAUGUCGCUUCUUUGAAUCCUGGAUGGAGAAGGAUCACUUGUAGGAAUGACAUAAUGCUAAUCCAUGUUCUACACGGCCAAGGAAGCAUCGUUUUUUAAUCUCAUUAUGACUUGGUCGUUCGGAAGAGAGAACUUACAAUGCUACAAAGCCGCAUUCUCCGAAGAUUUACGAAGAAUAAAAGGGGAAAGAAAAUUAAUAAGAAAAACUUUAGCAGAAGGAAAGAGUAUUCUACGGGGAUAAGGGACCCCCAGGCUUUCUGAAAAUAAAAGAAAAGAAAGAAGAUCCUCCCAUGUAGUUCGUCGGUUAAACCAACGAUUCUCUUCCUAAAUUUAUAGUAAUAGAGAGAUCUUUUUCUAGUUAGACUUCUAUCAAUGCAAUGAAAGAACCAUCCCUUCCUAUUUGUUUGUCCUGUCAGAUAGAAAUCAAAUUAGACCCCAAAGAGCCCUUCUUUACUACUUUAGGGGGUGUGGGGUGAUGGGGGGGUUUACAUACAACCUUGGCAAAGUUGUUUAUGAUUGAAUCUCAGAGGCAUUCUUAUCAUUUGGUAGAUCCAAGUCCAUGGCCUAUUUCGGGUUCACUCGGAGCUUUGGCAACCACCGUAGGAGGUGUGAUGUACAUGCACUCAUUUCAAGGGGGUGCAACACUUCUCAGUUUGGGCCUAAUUUUUAUCCUAUAUACUAUGUUUGUAUGGUGGCGCGAUGUUCUACGUGAGUCCACGUUGGAAGGACAUCAUACCAAAAUCGUACAAUUAGGACCUCGAUAUGGUUUUAUUCUGUUCAUCGUAUCGGAGGUUAUGUUCUUUUUUGCUUUUUUUUUGGGCUUCUUUUCAUUCUUCUUUGGCACCUACGGUUGAGAUCGGAGGUAUUUGGCCCCCAAAAGGGAUUGGGGUUUUAGAUCCUUGGGAAAUCCCUUUUCUUAAUACCCCCAUUCUCCUUUCAUCCGGAGCUGCCGUAACUUGGGCUCAUCAUGCUAUACUCGCGGGGAAGGAAAAACGAGCAGUUUAUGCUUUAGUAGCUACCGUUUUACUGGCUCUAGUAUUCACUGGCUUUCAAGGAAUGGAAUAUUAUCAAGCACCCUUCACUAUUUCGGAUAGUAUUUAUGGUUCUACCUUUUUCUUAGCAACUGGCUUUCAUGGUUUUCAUGUGAUUAUAGGUACUCUUUUCUUGAUCAUAUGUGCUAUUCGCCAAUAUCUUGGUCAUCUGACCAAGGAGCAUCACGUUGGCUUUGAAGCAGCUGCAUGGUACUGGCAUUUUGUAGACGUGGUUUGGUUAUUCCUAUUUGUUUCUAUCUAUUGGUGGGGGGGUAUAUGAAGGAACGAAAAAGUGGAUUGAGAAAUAAAAGCUCGAAGGCAAAGAGAAUCGGGCUUUUCCAAAGAAUUACUGCAGCUUUGCUGCUCCCUUUAAUUAUCAUAUACAAAAAACUUUCUUCCACUUUCCUACCAAAUCUCUUUUUAUUCUGGCAUAUAAAUGAAGGGAUCAAAGAGAUUAUGGCGGAUUAUGUUCACCAAGAAAUGACCCGAAAUUUGAUCUUGGUCUAUUUGAGAUUGUUCUUUUUAAUCGUAAUCAAAGAUGUUUUCUUGUCUCUCGUUUCUUUUCUGAACAAAUCGAAGAACCUAAUGGAUCGAACUCAUACAUCAAAACGUCUGUUAUAGUUAUUAAUGUUAUAGUUAUUAAAGAUAGGAAUGAACC